Messenger RNA from Drosophila bipectinata, 3368 nucleotides. RefSeq names its product long-chain-fatty-acid--CoA ligase 5. Gene Ontology annotation, biological process: long-chain fatty acid metabolic process. Gene Ontology annotation, cellular component: membrane; endoplasmic reticulum. Lineage: Eukaryota; Metazoa; Arthropoda; Insecta; Diptera; Drosophilidae. Gene Ontology annotation, molecular function: long-chain fatty acid-CoA ligase activity. The record is from RefSeq and is a predicted model, not a curated record.
UCUGUUUGGAACGUCGUUCGGUUUGGCAGUAAUUUUUUGAGUUUUCGGUUUUUUGGUAUUCCGUGCUCGGUUCUAAGACUUUUCCUCUCUUUUCCAACCCCCUGACCCUCUUGGCCCCUGGGCCCUCGGCCGCGACCCGGUAAAAAAAAAAGAAGAGGAACCUGCGAGUGCCCAAAACGUAAACUUUUCAUUGAUUUUCCCAGGCUAAUUUAAGUUUAUGGAUAUAUAACCAAUGCCUAAAUAUAAAUACACCCAACAAAUGUGUUUCAUCUAUAAGUAGUCUAGAUUUAAAGGCUAUCGUUUUGCGGGCAAUCAUUAAGCUAAACACGUAACAUUUUCUCAGGUAGCAACAUACAACCCCUAUAGAAGCAAUAUCAAUAAAUAGAAAUAAAUUCGAAUAAAAACGAUGACGCCGGAGAAAUCAAUUUUAGCCUAUGUCAACCAUUUGAUAGUCAGCAAUUUUUCAUAUUUCUGGGAUGAGAUUGAUGGCUAUCUGUAUUAUUUGGGUGGCACUUUGGGUACCAUCACCCUUAGCAGCCUGGCAGCCAGUGUGGCCUACUACUUUGCAACUCGACCUGUGCCGGAACAACCAUUAGUGCCUCUGGAAAACCAAUCCCCAUUGCUAGAGGGUCCAGAACAAAUACACGUCUCCAAGUUCUACAAGGAGUCCAAGAAUGGAAAAUUCGUAUCCUACAUCACAGAGAAUGUCCGCACUUUGUAUCAGACGUUCCGUGAAGGUGCCUAUGCCUCCAAUAAUGGACCAUGUCUGGGAUGGCGUGAAACCCUAACAUCUCCAUAUCAGUGGAUCAACUAUGACGAAGCCCUGCUGCGAGCCAAGAACUUUGGCGCCGGAAUGCUGGCCCUCGGCGCCCGACCCAAACAGUUGAUUGGCAUCUACUCGCAAAACCGGCCAGAAUGGAUCCUGUACGAGCAGGGCUGCUACUCUUUCUCCCUGGUGGUGGUUCCACUGUACGACACCCUGGGACCUGAUGCUUGUGCCUUCAUUAUUCGCCAGACGGAGAUGUCUAUUGUGGUGGUGGAGGAUGAUGGCAAGGCGGCCAUGCUUCUGGAGAAGGCGCCGCGCAGCCUGAAGAUCAUUGUGGCCAUAAAGCCCAUCCGCCAGACGACUCUGGAGCGGGCUCGGAGUCGGGGCAUACAGAUCUUCUCCUUCAUCGAUGUGGAGAAGCUGGGAGCCAAGGGGAAUCACCCGGAAGUACCGCCCACGACGGAGGAUCUGUGUACGGUGUGCUAUACGUCCGGUACGACGGGUAAUCCCAAGGGCGUGAUGCUCACCCACGGCAACGUGGUGGCCGGAGUCUGUUCUGUGAUCCUUCAGAUGGGUGACCAUCGUAUCCGGGCCGGUGAUGUCAUGGUUUCCUUCCUGCCCCUGGCCCACAUGUUCGAGCGGUGCUGUGAGAACGGCAUGUACUACGUGGGCGGUUGUGUGGGCUUCUAUUCGGGCGACAUCAAGGAGCUGACCAACGACCUGAAGAUGCUGAAGCCCACGGUUAUGCCGGCAGUGCCUCGUCUACUGAAUCGCGUCUACGACAAGAUCCAGAAUGACAUUUCCGCUUCCGGUUUGAAGCGGGGUCUCUUCAACAUGGCGAUGCGGGCCAAGGAAAAGGAAAUAGCCCGUGGUGUCCUGAGGCGAAAUGGAUGCUGGGACAAGUUGGUCUUCAAAAAGGUGCAUCAGGCCUUUGGUGGUAACCUGCGACUCAUGGUCGUGGGCUCGGCUCCCUUGGCCGGAAAUGUUUUAACCUUUAUGCGCUGUGCUUUGGGUUGCUUGGUCCUGGAAGGAUACGGUCAAACGGAGUGUACCGGGGCCAUAACCCUCACCGUUCAGGGUGAUCAUGUGCCCAAUCAUGUGGGUCCACCCGUGUCCUGUAAUGCUGUGAAACUGGUGGAUGUGCCGGAGAUGGAGUACUUUGCCAAUCAAAAUACAGGCGAGGUGUGUGUGCGAGGAUCAAAUGUGUUCCAUGGUUACUAUAAGGAUCCGGAGAAGACGGCGGAAGCCAUUGAUUCCGAGGGCUGGCAUCAUACUGGGGAUGUGGGCAUGUGGCUUCCGAAUGGAACUCUGCGGAUCAUUGAUCGCCGCAAACACAUCUUCAAGCUCAGCCAGGGCGAGUAUAUAGUUCCCGAGAAAAUCGAGAAUAUCUAUACUCUCAGCCAAUAUGUUAACCAAGUAUAUGUUUAUGGAGAGAGCUUAAAGAGCUGCAUUAUCGCUGUUGUUGUACCUGAUGUCGAUGUACUGAAGCAAUGGGCCACGGAAAACAAUGUUCGCGGCACACUCUCCGUCCUGUGCAAUAAUAAGAAUGUCAAGGAACUGAUCAUGAACGACAUGCUGAACUGGGGUAAACAGAGCGGACUCAAGUCAUUCGAACAGGUAAAAGAUGUCUAUCUGCAUCCGGAUCCCUUCUCGGUGCAAAAUGGUUUACUUACGCCCACAUUCAAAGCCAAGAGGCCGCAGUUGAAGAGCUACUUUAAGCCUCAGCUAGAGGAUAUGUAUAAACACCUGGAUUAAAGCAAUAACUAUAUAGAAAUCAACAACGAAUCAAACUCAAGAAUAACAAGUAAAAGGGGAAAGCAUUCAAGGACUUACAGAUAUGCCUAUACCAUAUUAAACUGAUGAUAACAAAGACUACAGAUAUACAGAUGAUGAAAGCGAACUGGAAGAAAUAACAGUCUAAUUUUGUAGUUUCGUCAAUUCUUAGCCAUUAAGAAAAGCGCAAGAUAAAGUACACCAGACACAGAUUAAAAAAUAUACACACUACUUUCAAAAACUGACAUGAAAACACACUCUUUGACAGCCGCAUUUUUUAUAUAAUUUAAUCGAAAAGCGACCCCUAACCAAUAUGUUAAAAAUUAUAUAUUACCCUUCCACACAUACGAUCUAGUUCAACGUGAUUAGAACACGAUUGAUGCGUAGUCUGAACCAAAACAUAUAUAACUAACAUAUUGAGCAAAUUGAAUUAAACGAAAGCUUUAAUUAACUAUCUUAUACUACAUCGGCGUUAGUUGGAAAAGGAACUUUUAAAAUUAUAUUAGGCACAAACACUAUGAGAAUUAUGAUCAACGCAAGUGCUGAGGAAUUUAUUGAAAAUAAAAUGAAAGGAAACUAAACUAAAAAGCAGAUCUAACUUAAAAAUAGUAAAUUUAUAAAACAGAUCCACUUCUUUGGACUGCACAGUCUGCCUUACAAAAACCAAAAUUAAAAAAACUAAAAAAUGAUCAAAAAAUGCUAGAAAACUUUUUCUUAUUAAGUGCUAAAAGGUAAUAAAGCAUUACAGUAAAACUAUAAACUAAUUUCCUUAUGUAGAUAUAAAAAAAGAUAAUUCAAAUUAUGAUUUGAAAUAAAAAUAACUCAAAAU